AUGAAUAUGGAAAAUGCAAGUGUACGGAGCAGCACAGAGAAUGUACAAUCAAUAACACAAUCAACGAUCACGCUUGACAGAAAAGAAGAUGACAAGGAUGACGAAUAUAAUCCCCUUGAGCAUAGGGAUGUCGUUCAUCCUACUUCGACCUUGGGUGCAUUUUUCCAUCUACUCAAGUCGUCAUUAGGAUCAGGUUUGCUUGCUAUGCCUGCUGCCUUCAAGAAUACUGGACUGAUACCUGGAUGUAUUGGCACAGUUCUGGUUGCAGUUAUAGCAACACACUGCGUCCAUAUAUUAGUAUCUACAUCACGUGAAGUUUGCAAGAAAACCCGAGUACCGUCGCUUAGUUAUACAGACACGUGUGAAGAAGUAUUCAAACAUGGGCCAAAGAAAUUAAGACCGUACUCUAAACAUAUAAGACAUUUCGUUGAUGCAGCGAUGGCUGGUGUGUGUCUUGGAGGAACGAGUGUUUAUGUGAUAUUUAUAGCGUCUUCUCUCAAAGAUAUUUUUGACUACUUCAUACCAUCGACGCAGUACGAGGUCGAAGUUUACUGCGGGAUCCUACUCCUACCGUUAAUCCUGAUCACUCAGAUCCGUCACUUAAAAUUCCUCGUGCCGUUUUCCGUUCUUGCAAACGUAUGCCUUGUCAUCACGUUCGGCAUCACCUGCUAUUACACGUUCACAGAUCUACCGCCCUUGGAUAAUAUUGAUAUGGUCGCUAGUUUUGGAAAAUGGCCUCUGUUUUUAAGUACCGCCAUAUUUGCGAUGGAAGGCAUCAACGUCGUCAUGCCAGUGGAGAAUGAGAUGGCUAAACCUCAACAUUUUCUGGGAUGUCCCAGCGUGUUAAACGUGACAAUGGUCUUUGUAGCCAUUUUGUAUGGAGUCGUCGGAAUAUUUGGAUAUAUGAAGUAUGGAGAUGGUGUGCUUGGCAGCAUCACUUUGAAUUUACCCGAGGGUGAAAUUUUGGCACUAACAGCGAAGAUUUUAGUAGCCGUAGCGGUGUUUUUCACUUACUGCCUUCAAAUGUACGCGCCCAUGGACAUCAUAUGGACGAGGAUCAAGAUCAGAAUUAGGAAAGACUAUCACAAUGUUAGCCAAAUAAUACAAAGGACACUCGGAGUUACUCUUACAGUGAUCCUAGCAAUUGCAGUCCCAGACUUGGAGCUCCUAAUCGGUCUCGUGGGAGCCAUCUUCUUCUCAACCCUCGGUCUUCUCAUUCCAGUAGUCGUGGAAACAGUUCACAAAUGGGAACGUGGGCUAGGAAAAUGUUCCCACGUUUUGUGGAAAAACGCAUUACUGUUGAUAUUUUAUAUUAUUGUGUUAGUAUCUGGUUGCUAUGCGGCUGUGAGUGAGAUUGUAUCUAAGUAUAAAUAA
Molecule: messenger RNA, 1374 nt
Organism: Spodoptera littoralis (African cotton leafworm)
Lineage: Eukaryota; Metazoa; Arthropoda; Insecta; Lepidoptera; Noctuidae
Source: the annotation of a GenBank genome assembly